Messenger RNA from Brachypodium distachyon (stiff brome), 2220 nucleotides. Its product is annotated as myosin heavy chain, embryonic smooth muscle isoform. Lineage: Eukaryota; Viridiplantae; Streptophyta; Magnoliopsida; Poales; Poaceae. The transcript has 5 exons. Bases 126 to 1952 code for a protein of 608 amino acids. The record is from RefSeq and is a predicted model, not a curated record.
CCAAACCCAGACGAGUCCUCCUUCCUAAUCACGUUACCCACCCCCUGCUUCCGCGGCUCCGCCCCGUCCCUGACCCGCGUCCAAACCGGCCGGCCACGCCACGCCAAUUCUCGCAAACCCCCGCCAUGGCCGACGACGAGGACGCCGCCCUCUCCGACGUCGACGAGGAUCCCCUCCCGCCUCCCUCCUCCUCCUCCCCCUCAAAACCCCCAUCCGCAUCACAGACCCAACCCCCCAAAUCCGACCCCCACCAUGCCGAGGCCCAGCAGCGCCUGCUCGACCUGGCCGCCGAGCUGGACGAGGAGCGCCGCCUCCGCCGCGCGGCCGAGGAGGCCCUCGCCAGCUCCGAGACCCGCCUCGGCCGCCUCAAGGCCUUCGCGCAGGACGCCCUCCGCAAGCGCGACGACCUCAAGGCCGAGGCCGCCGCCUCGUCCCGCUCGCUCGCCUCGCUCCUGGCCGAGACCUCCACCGCCUCCUCCAUGCUCUCCUCCGGCUUCGAGCGGAUCUCCGCCAAGGCCUCCCCGUCCGCGCCGCCCGCCCCGCUCCCCACCUCCCAGAAGUACUCCUCCGGCCUCCCCGCCCUCGCCUACGGCGUCCUCAAGCGUGCCAACGACAUCGUCGACGACCUCCUCUCCCAGAUCGACGCCGCCAGCCGCGACCGGGACCGCGCGCGGGAGCAGAUGGACCAGCGCAACUACCAGAUCGCCAUCGAGGUCUCCGAGCUGGAGGCGGCCGUCGCGUCCAGGUCCGCCGAGUCCGAGUCCCUCUCCAAGUCCCUUUCAGAACGAGAGGCAGUGAUCUCGGAGCUCCGCGAUAAGAUCGCCGUCCUCGAGGGAAAAUUGGACGCUCAGAGGCCCGUACUCGCCGAGCAGAUCGGGUGCGCCUCCAAGCUUUACGAUGAGGUGCGCGAGCUAGUCAUGCUGGUGGACGCUGACGCCGCCAGUGCGUUGCCCGAUUCGGUUUUCGUGUGGAAGGAGACGGACGUGGAGGAGAGCCUCAAGGUGUCGCUAGAAGGGACCAAGAUGGCGUAUGACCUUGCCUCCAUGGCUCUGCAGAAGGUGGGAGUAUGGCGGGAUACAGGGAAGAGCAAGGUGAGGGCAUUGGAGGAGAAGGUGAAUGAGAUGGCACGGGAGAAAGAGCACAUUGGGGUCCUGCUGCGAAGUGCCUUGCAGGCCAACACGAGCGAGGUGUUGAAGGUUGCUGAGGAUGGGCUGAGGGAGGCUGGAAUUGAGAUAGGGCUCAAUGGGAACAGGGAGCACAGGCCAGGGAGCGUGGAGAAGGACGAAGUCUAUACGCUGGCUGGGGCAUUGGAGAGCAGCAUGAAGGAGUCCCAGAUCAAGAUCAUUGAGCUGCAACAUCUUGUUGAAGCACAAAGGGCGGAGUCUGGUCUACUUAGGACAAGGAUGGAAGGGCAAGAAAAAGAGAUUGGCCAGCUACGGAAGCAAAUAAAGCUUCUGGAAGAGAAGGAAAGAGUGGCAAAUGAAAGUGUUGAGGGUCUGAUGAUGGACGUAACAGCUGCUGAAGAGGAGAUUAAAAGAUGGAAGAUGGCAGCAGAGGAGGAAGCUGAAGCUGGUAGAUCAAUCGAACAAGAGUUUCAGACUCAGAUAUUGUCCCUUCAUAAGGAACUAGACGAAGCAAAACAAGCAAUGCUGGAGCUAGAAAACAAGCUCAAGUUUAAGGAAGAGACAGCGGCAGCAGCAAUGGCAGCACGCGACGCUGCAGAGAAAUCACUGAAGCUAGCCGAUACGAGAUCUUCAAGGCUACGAGAGAGACUGGAGGAGAUUAACAGGCAGGCCGAAGAGUCAGACAGCAGGAUGGACUCGAAUAGCCGCAGUGGCCACAGGUACAUGUGCUGGCCGUGGCAAUGGCUGGGGCUGAACUAUGUGCGGUUACCCCCUGCCGAGACAGAGGAGGCCUCUAAUGAGAUGGAGCUCUCUGAACCCCUGAUAUAGGUGUGUGGCAAAACUAUACAGAUCGAAAUACGAGUUUCAUCUAGUACAAAAAAAAUUGAACCUUAGAUUUUUCUUUUUCUUUUCUUAGUUUGCUUUGUUCUUCCUGUAGAUGCGCCACAAAUUUGUUCAUGCUUAUCGUGUGCAAACUCACGAGGGUGUUACAGAUGACACCGUGUAAUUGUAGAAGUGUCCACUUGUGAUACAAUGAAGAUGUCCAGGAUUUCAUUCUUUGACAGAGUUGUCCAUUCACAGUACUACCAUUUUAUCC